This is a messenger RNA of Oryzias latipes (Japanese medaka), 699 nucleotides long. RefSeq names its product formation of mitochondrial complex V assembly factor 1 (gene fmc1). The record is from RefSeq and is a predicted model, not a curated record. NCBI's taxonomy places the organism in Eukaryota, Metazoa, Chordata, Actinopteri, Beloniformes, Adrianichthyidae. Gene Ontology annotation, cellular component: mitochondrion.
GAUCGAUUGUGCAGCGUUGGAUUGAGUUGGCCUGAAGUGUUGCUGCGCUGCACACCUGCUGCAGACAUGGCGGGACUGGCAUCGCCGUUAAGAGUCUGUAGAGGGAUAUUAAAAGAAUUGCGGGCCAUGCAGGGUCCAAGUUACAAACGAUCGCUGGCGUACAGUUAUGUCAUGGAUCAGUUUCGAAAGAAUAAGGUGACGGGGGAAAGGUAUUGCCGUGCCCAGCAGGAGGCACUCCAUGCCUCACACACAUAUCUGUGUUUGCUGGCGUCCACCAGGAGCCACCAGGCUUUGCACAACCUUUAUCACGCCAAAGGAGAAUGCAGCACAGAGGAGGCGGCCGGUCUGGUGGGGCUCCGGCUCCCCACACAGCCAGGAGGAAAAGGCUGGGAGAAGUGAAAACAUAACAGAUCCUGCAAUGGAGAAAGAAACUUUAAAAGUCAUCAGACAUUUGGGCUACAGUUAAAGGACCUCACACAAAAGGUCCAAAAGACAAAGGUUCUUUACAUUCAAACAGAAAUAUCCAACAAAAGUCGGAGGAUAUUUUUGCAUGAUGGACCGAGGUAACAAGUUGUAUAUGCUUUAUCAUUGUUGAAAGUGAAUAAAAAACAUAUGUAAAAAUGUACGAUAGUAUGUAUAUUGUAUAACUAUCAUGACCUGGUUAGUCUUCUCUUUAAAUAAAGUCCCACUCCAAUCAUC